Amyelois transitella is the source of this 3359-nucleotide messenger RNA. It is a transcript of the gene gsb, whose product is annotated as protein gooseberry. Gene Ontology annotation, biological process: anatomical structure development; regulation of transcription by RNA polymerase II. The coding region runs from base 128 to 1546 and encodes 472 amino acids. NCBI's taxonomy places the organism in Eukaryota, Metazoa, Arthropoda, Insecta, Lepidoptera, Pyralidae. The transcript has 6 exons. Gene Ontology annotation, molecular function: DNA-binding transcription factor activity, RNA polymerase II-specific; RNA polymerase II cis-regulatory region sequence-specific DNA binding. The record is from RefSeq and is a predicted model, not a curated record.
AACACGGAUUAGACACACGCAGUUUCCCUUAAUGCAAUUAUGUCUGCGUGCAACCUGUGAUAGUGAAAGACUGAUUUAGUGUUUUGUCUAGGACUUUUGUGUUGAGAGCAGCUGAUCAAAAGCAUUAAUGGCGGUAUCGACAUUAAACAUGACUCCGUAUUUUACAGGAUACUCUUUUCAAGGGCAAGGUCGUAUGAAUCAACUUGGGGGUGUGUUCAUCAACGGUCGUCCGCUGCCGAACCACAUCCGCCUGAAGAUCGUGGAGAUGGCGGCGGCGGGGGUCCGGCCUUGCGUCAUCUCGCGGCAGCUCAGGGUCUCCCAUGGCUGCGUCUCCAAGAUCCUCAAUAGAUACCAGGAAACCGGUUCCAUCCGCCCUGGAGUCAUUGGAGGAUCUAAACCCAGAGUGGCGACGCCUGAAGUAGAAAACAGGAUUGAAGAAUUGAAGAGACAAAACCCAGGUAUAUUUUCCUGGGAAAUUAGAGAUAAACUUAUAAAGGAAGGCAUCUGUGAUAAAAACACAGCACCGUCAGUCAGUUCCAUUUCGAGAUUAAUAAGAGGAGGCAAACGGGAUGAGUCAGAUCCUAGAAGAAAUCACAGCAUCGAUGGUAUAUUAGGUCCAUCAUCAUGUGAAGAUUCAGAUACUGAAUCCGAGCCGGGCAUCACUCUUAAACGGAAACAGCGGAGAUCAAGAACUACCUUUUCUGGAGAUCAGCUCGAAGCCUUAGAACGUGCCUUCACUAGAACUCAGUAUCCCGAUGUUUACACUAGAGAAGAACUGGCACAAAAGACCAAGCUGACGGAAGCGAGGGUUCAGGUCUGGUUCUCAAACCGAAGAGCUCGGCUAAGAAAACAGCUUAACUCCCAACAACUUAGUGCAUUUAACACUAUGUCGUUGCAAUCUGCAUUUCCAUCUGUGCAUCAACAGUAUGAGCCUCCAACAACCUUUAACGCUCAAUGCGCUUCUUGGCAGCAAUCUUACUCAUCAGCACUUGGAUCCAGUUCAGUUUUGAACUCGGCCUUAGCACCAUCACUUCAUCAAUCUGCUCUUACACCCCCUUCAGUAUGUCAGUCUGCAUUGACAGCACCGUCGCUGCAUCCGCCUUCAUCAAGCUCCUUUGCGAGUGGAAACUUGACUCCUCUUUCGCAUUCUUCGGAAUUAACAACUCCUUUGCAACCCACUGCAGAUACUCCCCCCAGUUCGAGUCCAACUGCUGCCAGUCCGUCAACAAACCAAAGUAGUGCAAUCACUUACCAGCACUCCACAUAUCCCAACCCCAGUGAAGCUGUUUCCCACGCAUACGGGUACGGGGACUACUCCAAGCAAGAACACGCCAUGUCUGCCCACAACCACUGGACCUCGAGACAACUAAGCGGUCACCCCCAAAACAAAUUGGCAGAAGUCAGUGCCUGGCCGGAAAAUUAUAGUUCGUUCUUCGGCACCAACCCUUCCCACUACGCGUCUCAUGCGCACUCGCCCACAGAAGCUAAGUCUGGAUAUCCUUAUUUAGGUCAACUAGGCGGUAUGGAUAUGGGUAGAGUACAUUAGACUGGUUAGCGCUAUUAAACGCUGCAAUAAAAUUUAAUAAAAAAAGAGCUGAAUUUUUGCUUUAAACAAAUUCAUCAAUUGUACAUAUGAAGAUAUUUUAAAUGUAUUUUGAUCCAAUGGUUUGAAAUUAACAUAUCCUGAGUGCCUUUUUGCGUAAUUAAUGUGAAUGUUUGUAUAUAAUGUAAAUCAGUAGAAAAUUAAUAUUUUUUUACUAUAUGUAAAGUGUAAAGAUACAAAAUAUAACUAGUUAGUACUUUAGAUAUUAAUACUUAUGUAUUUUCGGAUCUGGUCCAAUUUAUAUGGCUAAAUUUACACAUCACUCUAUUAAAAAUAGGUGAUCAAAGCAAAUAUGAAUUAUUUAUAUGGAGGCAUGGGUUUACAUAUCCGUCACUUUACAAAAGUUGGAGAAUAAAUUGAUCCAAAUUGGCGACUAUCUGCGCAGACACCAUCAAGUCACUUGAUUGAUAUAAAUGUGCACUGCAAAUAGGUAAAAUAACAUGCCUCUUUAAAGACAUGUAAAUAGAAAAUGUAAGAUUUGUUGUAACAUAAUUCAAGUUAUACAUGAGAGUGUGUGUACUUGUAUGUAUGUUAAAUUGUAUUUAGAGAUGUAUCUAAUGGCAGAAAUUAAUUUAAAUGUUAACUAUAUUGUUUAUAGUUCCUGAUAUGCACUUGUGUAAGUAGUUAUCAUAUUGUAAGGUUACACUAUAAUUUGGAUAAGAUUUAUUAAUUUAAGAUAAUAAUUGUUGUUAAACAAUUAUUAUUUUUACUAAAUAUAAUUGUUGUUGAAAGAGUGUAAGGGGCCAAAACCGGGCAGGUUAAAAUGCGUGAUGCACAGAAAGGCACAGGUUCAAAUCUCACCUCCACCCAAAUCUCUGUCACCAGGCCAUGUAAAUGACCAUUUUCAGAGUUAUUUAGUACAUUAGUUUGAAUAUAAAACCGAUGCUCUUACGGUGAGGGAAGACAUCGUGAGGAAACCUCCACAUUCAGGCAACUGGAUGUGUAACCAUGGAUCCAAUACAGAUUAGGUUUACCUGCAAAGGUUGCGGAGGUCAGAUGGGUGUCGCUUCGUGUCAAAACCUGACUCACCCAAUCCAGGAUCCAUGUUCAAAGGUAUACCCCGGGCUUCUCCGCAGAGAGGUGAGAAUGCAACCAAAUAAUUGUUGUUAAAUUUAGUUUUAUAAGUGGUUGAAAUUUAUAUUGAGACAAACUAUCAAGCUAUAUUAAAAGUGUUAAUGCCUUCACUUAUGUAUGGGAGUGAAAGUAGAGUGAACGAAAAUUUGAAAUGAGAGCUUUAAGUAUGAGUGUUGUUAGUUUUAAAGAUCGAAUUAGAGAUAUAUUAUCGAUGUAAGAAAAAUAUGUAGAGUUAACGAGGAUGUGGUGACGAAAAUUUAAAGAGUUUAAAUUAAAAGAUGUUUGGACAUGUCGAGAGAAUGGAUGAGGACGGAGUAACGAAAAAAUAUUAUAAUGAAGAGCUGACUGUAAAAGUGGGACAAGGCCUGCCUCAUCGAACUUUCAAGGACCAAAUUUCGAAUCGAGUAAGAGUAUCUGUAAUCGUCGACUAUGAAAAAAAAAAUAAUAAUAAAGGUUUGUAGCAAGUGGAAAUCCAUAGCCUCUGCUUACCUCAAUGGGAGGCAGGCGUGAUGGUAUGUACGAGUAUGUAUGUAUGUUUGUAUGUAGAAAAUAUUAAAAAUACUUAUAAUAUUUUUAAAGAAUAAGGUCCAGUUAUCAUCAUUUACGUACUAAAUCAAAAGAGCCUUUAAAUGCCUUGUAAGGAAAUGUGAUCUUAUUAUAUGUAUAACCGAAAGUAUUUAUU